Molecule: messenger RNA, 7185 nt
Organism: Fundulus heteroclitus (mummichog)
Lineage: Eukaryota; Metazoa; Chordata; Actinopteri; Cyprinodontiformes; Fundulidae
Gene: tshz3b
Product: teashirt zinc finger homeobox 3b
Exons: 3
Coding region: 1902-5585 (1227 amino acids)
Biological process (GO): regulation of transcription by RNA polymerase II
Cellular component (GO): nucleus
Molecular function (GO): DNA binding; DNA-binding transcription factor activity, RNA polymerase II-specific
Source: RefSeq, a predicted model, not a curated record
GCAAGAAGAGGACGGAGGCUGAAAGCGCGUUAGUCCGACGGGAUGAGAGCCUGUGAGCGUGUGCGAGCCUUUCAUGAGUGGCACGUUAUCCUCUGGGAGGGGGUGCUGUAGUAUCGCAAGGGGAGCGCACACUGCUCUUGUGUGUGUGUGUGUGUGUGUGUGUGUGUGUGUGUGUGUGUGUGUGUGUGUGUGUGUGUGUGUGUGUGUGUGUGUGUGACACUGAUGGAUGCACCAAUGGAAAGACGGACAGAUGCUUGGGCGGAUCUAACGGCAGGCGGCGGCGUAGCGGCGCGCACAGUCGCGGCGAGAUUACUAGCGGAAACAUCGUGGUUCUGCGGACGGAGGUCGCUGAUCUACGUUAUCCGGGGCGAGCGAGAGGGUCUCGGUUUCAACUGACCACUGGCUCAGGCAGGUUGGUGGAUUUCACCAAGAGCGUCCGCCCUCGGCUGUUAUUAACCGAGAGUGAGGAGCAAGACGGCGCAGCGGCAGCGGUACAUCUGGCUCAGAGGAAGGCAGGAAGAGGAGAAGGGUGAGCGGGAGAAAGAGUGGAGGGGUGAGGGGAGAGACGGCCUCGGGGAACUCACCCUCACCUUCCUUGGCGCUUCUGUUUUCUCCACAAAAACCUUAGAUCCGUUGCUCCGAAGACCGCCUAAACCACAAGAGAAGUUUUCUACCCCUCUCAAAAAUAACAAAAACAACUUUUCUUCCCCGAUAAGGUUUUCACCUUUAAAAAGUCUCAACUUUCCAAAUCUGAACUGAGAAAAGUUCUGAGCUUACCUGUAAAUAACUAUAAUACUAAAGAGGAACUUUGCUCCGUCCCAUCUAAGUCAGGAAGGUUUUGCGCCUCUUCGGUCUCUGUAAGAGCGCAGCGCACCGCUGGGGGAGACGCGUCUGAUUUGCUGCGUAGCUGAUUUAAACAGCUCAUAUUCUACGUAAAGGAAGAGGGGGGGAGAAAGACGAAGAGAGAAGCAAAGCAGCACCGGCAGCCCAGGAAAAGGGUUUGGCAGGGCGGCGCGGAUGCUCGGCUGAUCCGUGCGCUGCCUGGAAGCAGCCUGGUCCACCUCCGCCGCCUCCUCCUCCUCAUGUACAUUAUUACAAACAAGGGAGACCCAAUCAAGCGCGUAUCUCAUCGAUUCACGCACGCAGACACGCGCGCGGAGAAACUCGCGCGUGUGGUUCUGAACGCCGAGCUCUGUCACGUGCGCGAGCGCGCGCGCGCCCAUGCUGACUGAACGACUUGCCCCUCAGCAGAUGUUUCAAAGCGCUUUCGGACAAAAUCGCGGAGCAGCCUCCACCGCCUCCUCCUCUGUCCUCUGAAACACAAAACAAGCCUCCUUUUAUAUGUUUUUUUUUUUCCCCCCUGAAUGAAUGGACCCGUAAGAGAUGCUCUCGGGCAUGUUUCAGCUGUUGACUCUGAACUGCGCUUGAUACCUGAGGAAGCCCGUGGAUGGUGAGACGACAGCUCAUCCUCUGAACUCGCCUGUUGCAGCCUCCGACACAGAAUAACCCAGAGGAUCACCGGGAGACACAAAGCGCCCGCUGUCCUGCCCCCACGGCGGAGGAUCCAGCGUCGGGUCCGCCAGAGUCGGAGCGGAGCGGAGCAGCGCAGAGCAGGCGGGGAGCGAGCGCCUCUCCCAGCGCUCCCGCUGGCUCUUUCUCGUCCUGCUUGUUAUUUCUCGAUAACUGCGCCCGCUCCUUUCCUUCAACACGCUCCCAACCUCGAUCUAUGUGGGAGCCCUGAGAGCGCAGCCAGGCGGGGGAGAAACUGGAUCAAAGCUCACUCGGAUAACCUCCCUCCCCUCCUCCUCCUCCUCCUCCUCCUCCUCCUCCACGCCUCUCCGCACGCUGCCUCGUUUCACCGUGGCCAGAGACGACUUCCCUGCCGGGCCCCCGAAGCCGACAUGCCGCGGAGGAAGCAGCAGGCGCCCCGGCGCGCCGCAGCUUAUGUCCCUGACGAUGAGAAGGAAGUAGCCUUGUUGGAUGAGGACCUUGAUGGAGAAGACUCCGCUCAAGAGGGGGAGGAGCCUGCGAACAAGCUCCUCUGUCAGGACAAGGAUUUCAUUUUCAAGGACAGGCCAGAGUCUGCUGGCAUCCAUGACUCGCCCAAUGCAGCUGACUUUUCUGGUCAGGAUCUGGACAGCGAGUCUCAUCUGAGUGAAUCAUCAGACAGAAUGUCUGAUUUUGAAAGCUCCUCACUGAAAAAUGAGGAAGACGUCCUCCUUUCUAAAGACCUUUCAAAUGAACUGUCCCCCUCCUCUUCCUCAGCCAUGAUGGCGGCAACCAAUGCUGCUGCCUCAGUAAGUGGAGAUGAGGCCAUAUUGGCUGCCACAAGUUCUGUGGCUGACAGCCUUGAGAAGAUGAAGGCAAUUUACACUUCCUUUCUGAGCAAUUCCUAUUGGUCGACACUAAAUCUGAACCUGAGUCAGCCACCUGCAGAAAAGCCUCCUCGCAGUCAUAGUAGCAGCAGUAGCAGUAGCAGCAGCAGUAGUUGUGGCAGUGGGGGUUAUGACUGGCAUCAGUCUGCUGUGGCUAAAAGUCUCCAGCAGGCUUCCCAGAACCACCACAACAGACUGAGCAUGGUGCAACAUCCCACAGUGGCUGUAACAACAUCUUCUACAGAACCCAACCUCUUUAGCACUGUUCAGCUUUACCGGCAAAGCUCCAAGCUAUAUGGCUCUAUAUUCACUGGAGCCAGCAAAUUCCGUUGUAAGGACUGCAGUGCUGCUUAUGAUACUCUAGUAGAGCUUACAGUACACAUGAAUGAGACAGGCCACUAUCGCGAUGAUAACCACGAGACAGAUAGUGAGGGAGCUAAACGCUGGUCAAAACCCAGGAAGCGCUCCUUACUAGAGAUGGAAGGGAAGGAAGAUGCACAGAAAGUGCUUAAGUGUAUGUACUGUGGACACUCCUUUGAAUCCCUUCAAGAUCUCAGUGUCCACAUGAUCAAGACGAAACACUACCAGAAAGUGCCUCUGAAAGAACCUGUUACACCAGUAGCCGCCAAGAUCAUCUCCUCUGCUCGAAAGAGAGCCCCAGUUGACCUGGACAUCCCCAGUUCACCUGACUCUAACGGAGGUACCACACCUAAGCCUGCCUCCUUCAGUGACACUAAUGACAUACUGCAAAAGAUUAGCAACCCCUACAUUACACCUAACAAUCGCUAUGGACACCAAAAUGGUGCCAGCUAUGCCUGGCAGUUUGAAUCCAGGAAGUCACAAAUCCUCAAAUGCAUGGAGUGUGGCAGCUCUCAUGACUCACUGCAGGAACUAACUGCUCAUAUGAUGGUGACAGGGCACUUUAUUAAAGUUACCAAUUCUGCUAUAAAGAAGGGUAAACCAAUUAUAGAGUCCCAACCCCCUACAUCCAACUCAGCAGUUGAAGAAAAAGUGCAGUCAGUUCCCUUGGCUGCCACAACGUUCUCCUCUCCACCUGCCCCUGUUCCUCCUCCAACUAGCAUCUCACCCACAACAAUGGUUGUGGAAAUAAAGAAGGAGGAGAAGGAAGAAGAAUGUACUCGAGAGUCCAUUAUUAACAAUGCCAAUAACCACAGCAAAGAUAAGAGGACAGAAGUGGAAGAGGAAGCUGAAGAGAAGUUCGAUAUUUCUUCAAAGUACACCUACUUGACUGAAGAAGAUCUGGAUGAAAGUCCAAAGGGGGGGCUUGACAUCCUCAAGUCCCUGGAGAACACAGUGACCUCAGCCAUCAACAAAGCCCAGAAUGGAGCACCAAGCUGGGGUGGAUACCCCAGCAUUCAUGCAGCUUACCAGCUUCCAAACAUAAUGAAGCUUUCUCUUGGUAACUCCGGAAAGAGCUCUCCGCUUAAAUAUAUGUUUCCUGGUGGGGAGAUUCUCUCUCCUACUGGUAAGAGUCAACCACUGAUUUCCCCUCCCAGCUGUCAGACCUCUCCACUGCCUAAAAACAACUUCCAAGCAAUGGAAGAGCUAGUUAAAAAAGUGACAGAGAAAGUAGCUAAGGUAGAGGAGAAAAUGAGGGACCCCGGUAUGAUUGUGAAUGAUUUACCCCUGAGGCAAACCACACCCUCACCCUGCAUCAGCGAGACAGAAGACCUGACCCGAGGAGAGUCCCCCAAAGGAAGCAUAGCAGGAGACUGUAAAACUCCUGAAAAUACAAGUGUAAGGGAAACGGCAAACAACGAAAAUGGAACAAAUCAAAAAGAUUCCAAUAGUAAUACUUCCACAAAGGAGAGAAAAGGGGAGAAUGGAGUGGAGCCCACUGCUGUGACGCCCCCAGUGCCAGCCUCUCUGUGUGGCAGCACAGCCAUUAUUACAGACCAUUCCCCUCCAGAACAGCCGUUUGUAAACCCUCUUAGUGCUUUGCAGUCCGUAAUGAACGUCCACCUGGGGAAGGCUGCUAAGCCUGCCAUGCCCUCACUUGACCCCAUGAGCAUGUUGUUCAAGAUGAGCAACAGCCUGGCAGAGAAAGCAGCAGUGGCUUCCUCCACUCCACCAGCACACACCAAAAAGGCUAAUAACCAUUUAGAUCGCUACUUCUACCUGCACCAUCUAAACAAUGACCAACCUAUAGAUCUCACCAAAGGAAAAAAUGCUGAUAAAGGCAGUAAUGGUGGUUCUUUGGGUUCAACUACACUUUCUUCUACCAACUCCACCCCAUCAAUUUCUCCCUCCUCUGCUGUCAGUGUGACAAAAGCCUCUGCUACAGUAGCUUGCUUCAUGUCCACCUCGCCUUUGAGAGAAAAUGCACUGUCGGAUAUCUCCGACAUGCUGAGAAACCUGACAGAAAGCCAAGCACUGUCCAAGUCAUCCACACCAACCAGUCAGUCCGAGCGCUCUGACAUUGAAGGUGCCACACAAGAAGAAAUUGAAGAUGUUUCACCUGCUCAGAAACGCAAAGGCCGCCAGUCCAACUGGAACCCUCAACACCUCCUUAUAUUACAAGCCCAGUUUGCUUCUAGUUUGAGACAAACAAACGAUGGCAAAUAUAUGAUGUCUGACCUGAGCCCACAGGACAGAAUGCACAUCUCCCGUUUCACAGGUCUGUCAAUGACUACAAUAUCCCACUGGCUGGCUAAUGUUAAGUAUCAGUUGAGAAGAACCGGUGGGACCAAGUUCUUAAAAAACUUGGAUUCAGGCCACCCAGUGUUCUUCUGCAGUGACUGUGCGUCUCAGAUUCGCUCACCAUCCACCUACGUCAGCCACCUGGAAUCCCACUUAGGCUUUCGUCUUCGAGAUCUGGCCAAACUUUCCGGGGAGCAAUUGCUCAGUCAACUAUCACAGCAACAUCAUCAUCAACGUCACACCAAAGGACUCUCUGAAAAACUGUUCUCUAAUCUUCACCCAUCCAGCCACCCGCUACCAUCUUCCCUUCCAACCUCGGUACCAGCAUCAUUACCGAUCUCACUAUCCUCAUCCUUAACAACAUCUUUGCCAUCAACUGAAUCUCCUUCUUCCUCUCCCGAUGAUGAUGAAAGUGGUGCAGUCUACCAGUGCAAGCUCUGCAACCGGACUUUUGCGAGUAAGCAUGCAGUUAAACUUCACUUGAGCAAGACGCAUGGGAAAUCCCCCGAGGACCAUCUGAUGUAUGUGUGUGAGCUGGAGAAACAGUAGCACUGAACAAUGCAGGACUUUUACAGUACAGCUCUCUUUCCUGCUGUGCCACUCUUUAGCCUUUGACAGACAUUUAAAAGGAUUACGAAGAGAAAGAAAUGAUGAAACUGCACAAACAUGCCAUUAAACUACUGCUAAGAGGGUUGGCACAUUGUGUUUCACUUGUGUUGUUAGAGUUUUUCUGUUGUUUUUAUUUUAUUUUAUUUUAAAUAUGAGGAUGACUUAUUCCAGCCCAAUUGUUCUUAUUUUACCAUUCUUCUCUGAAGAACAGUCAUACUUGAAGCAUUUUAAAUUGAAAAGAUAAAAUGAAGGUAUAGAAAAGAUUCUUAAAUGGUGUGAUGAGUUUUUCUCUGUUUAAUAUAAUUUAGGGUUAUUGAUAUUUUGGCUUACACUGCAUGCAUAUCAAUAAAUCAAUUUUGUUAAAUAUUUUAUAAGUACAUCUGGUGCAAUUUCUCUAUUUUGUUGUUUCUGUUUUUUAACCUCUGGUAGCUUUUUUAUCCAUAAGUCAGCAUUUAAAAUGUAACCUUGUGGAUACUUCAAAGCAUAAAAAUAUAAGAAUUACUGUACAUUGUUUCAACAUUGCUUGUUUUCUAAACAUCUACUGUGAUCAGUCUAAUCCCAAAAAGAAAUGCAUAUUGAAAAGAUUCUUCAGUGCAGGAAUUUCACCCGGAGCUGCAUUUUAUGACUGCGAAAUUCUCACAAGUAUUAACACAAACAUUGUAAGGAGAAGAAAGAAAAUUUUAUAUUUUCUUUUGAUUGAUCAGGGACCUAUGAUAUUCAGGUCUGUGUAAAAUAUGUAAAUAAAAACAUCCAAUUAGUUCAUGUUAAAAAUUAUGCAUCAUUUCUAUAUUUUUUAAGUUAAAAGGAUUGUGACUAUUUGCUGGUGCACUGCACACUAUAUGAAGACAUAAACUUGUUUUGCACAAUAGUUUUAUAAAUAUGUUAUGUAAUUGAAAAUACGACAAAAGGGAGGUAAAAGUGUAAAUCUUUUUAUUCUCAGCUAAUACUCAAAUGGUUGGAAAUGUUCUUUUUUUCAAAACCAGAAACUGCUCUACACUUGCCCCUGAAUGAACACUCAAAAUAUUAAAGGUUGUACAAAAAUAUGUUACUUUAUGAAUAUAUUUACUGUGUAAGCUGUUAUUUAAAAGCACUCUUGGUUGUUUCAUAUUGUUGAAUGCCUAUUUGAUUGGUCCUAUUUUUUAUUUUUUUAUUUUAUUUUAUUUUAUUUUUGGUCUGUCUAAUUACUCUGCAGUGAUUCCACACUGCAGCUUUAUCUUUUUGGGAAAUGAAAGGUAACCAUGGUUACACUAACCUCUUGAGUGACAAGUUCUGCUACAUUUUUUGGCAGUUCAUUUGCUGAAGUAACUGACAUCUGCCAGAGAAAUAAUAAUAAUAAUAAUAAUAAUAUAAAAAAGUACUUAUGUGUAAAAUAUCGGCAUGUAAACAGCACAGACACUGUUAUGCAUUCUGUGCCGUUUGUCUUUUUUCAUUUCUUUGGUUUUCUGUUGUUGUUGUUCUUGACAAUGGAUCCCUAUUAUAUGACUUCGUAUAACCUUGUUUUCUACUGCAGCAUUAAAAAAAGAAACUGUUUUUGCAAUAA